AGCUAGAACCUGUCCAGCAGCCCUUCGGUAUCUGGGUUCCAUCUGGUCCCGUCCCGGUGUCCCCGAGCAUGCCGGGGCCCCGUGUGCUGGCCGCGAUAUGCGGCGCACUGCUCUGCGCCUCCGGCCUCCUGGCCCAAACCGAGAUCUUCUGUGACUCCAGCCGGUGCAUGAAUGGUGGGACCUGCCUGAAGGACCGUGGUGAUUCAUUCCACUGCAUCUGUCCGGAAGGAUUCACGGGCCGCCUCUGCAAUGAAACUGACAAAGGUCCCUGUUCCCCGAACCCCUGUCACCACGAUGGCCAGUGCCAGGUGGCCAAAGACCAGCUCCGAGGGGACGUCUUCAUCUCGUACUUCUGCCAGUGCCCACGGGGCUAUACAGGCAUUCACUGCGAGACCCCGGAGUCCUUGAACUCGCAAGGGGGCGCCCUGGCCGCCCAGCCUUCUGCAGACUGCAGUAUGCCCCUGGGCAUGGAGGGCGGCGCCAUCGGUGACUGGCAGCUCUCCGCCUCCUCUGUGCAUUUGGGCUUCCUGGGCCUGCAGCGCUGGGGCCCGGAGCUGGCCCGCCUGCGGCGCACCGGACUGGUCAAUGCCUGGACGGCCAGCAACUACGACCAGAAGCCCUGGAUCCAGGUGAAUCUGCUUCGGAAGAUGCGGGUGACCGGUGUAGUGACGCAAGGUGCCAGCCGCGCUGGGACUCACGAGUAUCUGAAGACCUUCAAGGUGGCCUACAGCCUCGAUGGGCGCAAGUUCCAGUUCAUCCAGGACGAAGAGGGGUCUGGAGACAAGGAGUUUGAGGGCAACAUGGACAAUAACAGCCUGAAGAUCAACAUGUUCAAGACCCCUCUGGAGACGCAGUAUGUGCGGCUAUUCCCCGUGGACUGCCGCCGCGGUUGCACCCUCCGCUUUGAGCUUCUGGGCUGCGAGUUGAAUGUUUGCUCAGGACACCUGGGCCUGAAAGACGGCAGCAUCCCCGACCGGCAGAUCACAGCCUCCAGCAGCUACAAGACACUGGGCCUGCGUGCCUUCGGCUGGUACCCCUUCUACGGGCGGCUGGACCGGCAGGGCAAGUUCAACGCCUGGGCUGCCCAGGGCAACGACGCCGAUGAGUGGCUGCAGGUUGACCUGGGCUCCCAGAGGCAGGUGACGGGCAUUAUCACCCAGGGGGCCCGCGACUUCGGCUACAUCCAGUACGUGGCUGCCUACAAAGUGGCCUACAGUGACAACGGCAAGACCUGGACCGAGUACAGGGAGGCCGGGGCCACCGAGAGCAAGAUCUUCCUGGGCAACUCGGACAACUAUUCCCACAAGAAGAACAUGUUUGAGAAGCCCUUCAUGGCCCGCUACGUGCGGGUGCUGCCCGUGUCCUGGCAUAACCGAAUCACCCUGCGCCUGGAGCUGCUGGGCUGUUAGCAGCUGCUGUACCUGACUUGUUUGUUGAGAUGGGGUCUCGCUAACUACGUCUCUCCCAGCCCUGCUGCAUGGUGUGACCUGCUGCCUUCCCAGACCUCCUGUGACUCCAGGGGCUGGGGUGAGGAGAGGGGGGUCCUUGCCUCUCUCUUUCUCUCCCUCCCUCUCUCCAUCUCUUGUCCUUCAGCCUCGACAAAUCCCUGUACCAACCAACCCAUCCCCCCCAUACCAUCCAAAUUUCUCAGGAACCCAGGAACAUGGCGGGCCUGGAAUGGACCUCCAGCUCCCUGGGUUGGCUCUAGAGGGGCCUCUGGUCUCCCCUGGGGUUCUCUGCAUACCACAUUCCACAUCUUGGGUGGCUGGCUGGGCCCCAGGACAGCCAUGCAUGCCCCAUGCCCUCGUCUCCCCAAGACCACGUGCCCCUCGCCCCCAGGCUGGGGGGUGGUCUAUGGGAGAUGAAGGAAACCGCUUCUGGAUGGGGGGCUGGGGUCCUUGCACUCCAGAGGCCACGGACUCUUUCAGAAAUACAGUUCUGUUCUCCCUCGGA
This is a messenger RNA of Perognathus longimembris pacificus (Pacific pocket mouse), 1953 nucleotides long. Its product is annotated as lactadherin-like. The coding region runs from base 69 to 1409 and encodes 446 amino acids. The transcript has 9 exons. Gene Ontology annotation, molecular function: calcium ion binding. The record is from RefSeq and is a predicted model, not a curated record. NCBI's taxonomy places the organism in Eukaryota, Metazoa, Chordata, Mammalia, Rodentia, Heteromyidae.